AUGCGUAAGAGUGGCUUCUCCAUGAUGAUAGAUACUGACUUCGGAGUGUCAGUUUCUUACACUGGCAAUCAACAUGUGGAGAUUGGAGUUCCUGCCAGAUAUCAAAAUGUGACUUGUGGCCUCUGUGGAUCGUUGAAUGGUAAUCAGUCAGAUGACUUCUCAACCCCCAAUGGAUCCUUGGUGGAAUCGGUGACUCUAUUUGCUCAAAGCUGGCAGGUCAAAAAUUUUGUGGACCAUUGUGGGGACAUCCAACCACCACCAACUUGCCCCCUGGCUAAAUUGGCCAAUUAUUCCAGCUCAGAACACUGUGGCAUUUUAGAAAAAUCCCCAGGUCCUUUUGCUAAGUGUGCACAGAUGGUGCCUGUAUCUAGCUUUAUGGAAGUCUGUCUUAAUGAUGUUUGCACAUCUGGAGGGAACCGGACGGUGCUAUGCAAUCUCCUCCAUAUUUACACUGAACGUUGUCAAGCAGCCAACAUCACAGUUGGGCAAUGGAGAGAAAAGACACAAUGCGAAGUCACUUGUCCAGAGAACAGCCAUUAUGAAGUCUGCUCCACAGCUUGCCCUGCCAGCUGUCUGGAUUCCACCGCUCCGCUUUUCUGCUCUAAGCCUUGCCGAGAGGGCUGCUCUUGUGACAAAGGCUACAUUCUCAGUGGAGGUGCAUGCGUGCCUCUGAGCCAUUGUGGCUGCACACUAAACAACCAGUAUUAUGAAGUGAGCAAUGAGGAGAUCCUGACAGAUUCCUGCAGCAAGAAAUGCUUCUGUAGGCAGCCUUCUCACCCUAUGGAAUGCCAAGAGCAUGCGUGCAGGGCUCAGGAAACCUGUAGAGUGGUGGAUGGCGUCUUGGGAUGCCACGCUGAGGAAGUUGGCAAUUCCUGGGUGUUUGGAGAUCCCCAUUAUGUCACCUUUGAUGGAGUGGCAUUUGAUUAUGAAGGGACAUGCACAUACACCUUGAGCAGGUACUGUGGUCCUUUGAACAAGUUACCGAGUUUUACUGUCAAAGUGCAGAAUGAACAUCGGACCUCGUUGGCAGCAUCCUGGAUCUACCAGGUGGAGGUCGAGGUCUACGGGCAGCAGAUUGUUAUGAUGGCAGAUCAGUAUGACAAAAUACAGGUGAAUGGUCUUCUAGUCAACCUGCCAUUUGUUCUUCCAGCGGAAAAGCUCUCUGCUUACUACCAUGGCUUUUCCAUCCACGUUCAGACCAAUUUUGGUCUCUCUGUCUCUUACGACUGGUCCUACUCCGUAUCGAUGUCUGUCCCCAAGAGCUAUUCUGGGUUGCUUUGUGGUCUGAGCGGGAACUUCAACGGGAAUCAGAAGGAUGACUUCCAAAACCCCAAUGGCGGACUUCUUUUCAGCCCUACCGCUUUCAGCAACAGCUGGAGAGAACCGAAUUCCCCUUUCCACUGUACAGUUGUUGGGCUUCCACCCUCCUGUGAUGAAUCUCAGUACUGGCCUUUGCAUUCUUGUGGGAUCAUCCGUGAUCCAAGUGGGCCAUUUCAGCUAUGCGGUGACCCUGCUACUGCUCAAAUCCACUUUGAGAACUGUGUGAAGGACAUGUGCGUCACCUCUGGCAGCAGCCUAUGCAAAACCCUGGGAGCAUAUGCUCAGCAGUGCCAAAGCCGUGGAAUUGCCCUUCAGCCCUGGAGGGAGAAGGCUGGGUGUGGUAAGCUGGUGCAGAUUUACAACCCUGGUGUCACAGUAAUUGUCAACAUCUAG
Molecule: messenger RNA, 1713 nt
Organism: Thamnophis sirtalis
Lineage: Eukaryota; Metazoa; Chordata; Lepidosauria; Squamata; Natricidae
Source: RefSeq, a predicted model, not a curated record